Messenger RNA from Argiope bruennichi, 2169 nucleotides. RefSeq names its product flavin-containing monooxygenase 5-like. The record is from RefSeq and is a predicted model, not a curated record. Lineage: Eukaryota; Metazoa; Arthropoda; Arachnida; Araneae; Araneidae. The transcript is spliced from 5 exons. Bases 145 to 1767 code for a protein of 540 amino acids. Gene Ontology annotation, molecular function: N,N-dimethylaniline monooxygenase activity; flavin adenine dinucleotide binding; NADP binding.
AUGGCAACACAGUUUGUCCAAUAAUUGAUGACGCAAUGUUGUUUUUUUCUCGCAUCGGCUCAUCAAACUAGUUUUAGUAUAAAACCUCUCACAAUUGAAACAGCUGCCCUCACCUUAUAGCAGAGAAACAUCGAAGAGCCCAUAAUGCCAGUAAGUAAGCGGGUAGCGGUCAUCGGAGCCGGCCCCUGUGGUUUGGGUGCUGUCAAGAAUCUCAAGGAUGAGGGCUUGGAACCUGUCUGUUUCGAAAGGACUGGCCAUCUUGGAGGCUUGUGGAGAUAUCAUGAUGAAGACAUGGAUGGAGUAGCUUCGGUUAUGAAAACUACCAUCAUCAAUACGAGCAAAGAACUCGGAGCUUGCAGCGAAUGCCCACCUCCUGCUCACUACCCAAACUACAUGCACCAUACUUUGAUGUAUGAAUACAUUCACGCUCUAGCUGAAAGAGGAGACUGCAUUCGGCACAUUAAAUUCUAUCAUGAAACGAAGUCGAUCGAGAAGGCUGAAGACUAUGAGAAAACGGGUCGAUGGAAAGUAACAUGUAGAAAUACUCAAACAGGAGAGUUGGUAUCCGACACAUUUGAUUGUGUGUGUAUUUGCAUUGGUCAUCAUGUGUUUCCCCAUGAACCGACUUUUCCUGGGCAGGAAGAAUUUGAAGGCAAGAUUCUCCACACUCACAGUCUCAAGAAAGUAGAUGGAUUUGAGGACAAGCGUGUAGUUGUUGUGGGCGUAGGAAAUUCAGGCAUGGAUGCAGCAGUAGAAUUGAGUGCUGUGGCUAAAAAGGUUUAUUUGAGUAGCAGACGAGGCGCUUGGGUCUUGCCUAGAGUUGGACCAAAAGGCAAUCCAUUUGAUGCCACAUUUGUAAGGCGCUACUUGCACCUCCUGCAGAAUAUUUUACCCUACAACUUAAUCUGCUACGUAUCCGAGAAGCAACUUAAUGAAAGGUUUAAUCAUGAAUUGUAUAACCUUAAACCUAAACACAGAGUCUGGAGUCAACAUCCAACUGUCAGUGACACUCUACCAAUCAAACUCUUGAGUGGAGUGGUUGUGACUCGAGGAGGUAUCAAACGCUUUACAAAGAAAGGAGUUGUGUUUGAUGGCGAAGAGGAAGAAACUGAAGUAGACGCCGUAGUGCUUGCUACGGGAUACAAAGUGAAAUUCCCUUUCCUAAGCGAUGAUAUUCUUCCAAUCAAAGACAACAAAGUUCGACUUUACAAGUUUAUUUUUCCACCUCAUCUUCCUCAUUCUACUUUGGCUAUUUUAGGUCUUAUCCAACCAAGCGGUCCUGGAUUUCCUUGCGGAGAAAUGCAGUGCAGGUGGAUAUCAAGAAUUUUUUCUGGCAACCACAGUCUUCCGUCAAGAGAUGUGAUGGAGGCUGACAUCGAAAAGAAACUCGACCACAUAAGGAAAAGAUUUGUUGACUCACCAAGGCACACAUUGCAAGUCGACUUUAUUUCGUAUCAGGAUGAGCUUGCAGAAGAAAUAGGAUGCAAGCCAAAUUUCUUGAAACUGUUUUUCACCGAUCCGAAACUUUUCUGGGCAUUGGUUGUUGGUCCGUCUCUUCCAUACCAAUACCGACUCCAAGGACCACAUCCUUGGGAAGGUGCAAGAGAUGCUAUUUUAACUUACAAAGAGAGAGUUGUCACACCCCUUCUCAAACCUGGGCAGAAAUAUGUACCAAGAAAACGAGGUUUGCUCCGAGUUGGAACAAUUAUACAGCUUUUAUUUAUUUUGCCAAUUCUGUGGUUGUUUUAUUCUUUAAUUUUUAAUUGAUUUGUUUAAUGUUACGAGGCAAGGAAAUUUAUUUUGUUGAAAACGGAAGAAAUUACUGUCUUCUAUUAUAUCCGGGCAAAUAUGUCAAGUUUUCUCUAGCCUGGAGUGGAAUAUUUUGAGAUACUAAUGUAUGGAGACGAUUCUUGUCUUUUUGAUGACAUUUUUAGAUUUUCAAUAUUUUUUGGAAAUUCUUUUGUAAUUUGAAAAUAUUUUUCAAAGAGUUGAUAAGAAAUAAAAUAUAUAUUUGUAAAAUGGAGAAAAUAUUUUUUGAGCAAUAAUUUUGCCAUAAAUUCACUUUUACUUAGAUGUACAUUUUUCUUUACAAUGUAACUGUCUGUAAAAUAGAGAAUGUAAAUAAACAAAUAGCUUGUUUCUUAAUAAAUCGUUGCAAAUUUCGAAACU